Malassezia restricta is the source of this 990-nucleotide messenger RNA. Its product is annotated as transcription initiation factor TFIID complex subunit 8. The coding region runs from base 1 to 990 and encodes 329 amino acids. Gene Ontology annotation, molecular function: protein heterodimerization activity. Lineage: Eukaryota; Fungi; Basidiomycota; Malasseziomycetes; Malasseziales; Malasseziaceae. Gene Ontology annotation, cellular component: transcription factor TFIID complex. Gene Ontology annotation, biological process: transcription initiation at RNA polymerase II promoter. The transcript is spliced from 2 exons. The record is from RefSeq and is a predicted model, not a curated record.
AUGGUGGGUGUAUCGAGCUACGUGCCGCCUACAGCGGCGCGCGCCGAUGUGCUAGAGCAAGAUGCACGCGCCGCCGUAUCUAAGCUGAUUGCACAUGUGGCACAGGAUGCUGGUUUCGAGGGCACACGCCGCCGCGCACUGGACCGCUUCGAGGGACUGGUCGAUAUGUUUGUCAUGACGCUGCUGUACAAUUGCAUGCGAUAUAACCAAUUGGUCAACAGGAAUUAUCCAACGAUCCAUGAUGUCAUGGAUACGUUGGAAGGCCUGGGGAUAUCUCUGGAGGAAUUGGGUGCAUUUGCGAGUCGGUUGCGGGGGCAGACUGAGCAACGGUGUCGAGUGCAUGUGGCUGAACCGAAGCGUGGUCAUGAGGCAUGGGAGAGCCCUAGCUCCUCUUUUCUCCCGUCUGAAGACGAGGGUGACGAGAGCGAAAGUCAGACCACAACUUGGGCUACUCUCAUGCAUGAUAUUAUUCCAGACCACUUACCUCCCGAGCCACCGCGUCACUGUUGGAUGUUUACGCCCGUGUAUGCAACCGAAAUGCUGUCCGAUAUGCCCGCGCUCCAGCUCGUGAAUCGAAAGUUGGAUAACGCACGCUUGGUGGAAUCGUCGCUACGGAAGCUUAUCAAGCAUACGGAUGCUGCUGCACCGCCAAAAUUAUGGACGCCCCCCGACCCCACUCGCUCUGACGAUACCAUGGCACGGCCGAAAGUGCAACCAGCCCAAGCAGUGGGAGAUGACUCGAUCAUGUCGGUCGAUGAGCCUGAUGCAACUGUCCAUGACAUGCCACUCACCACAACACUCGACAACGUGGGUCGCUCUGAUCCAUCGCGACGCGUGCUACCGCGCGCCGUGAAUUAUAAAGCAGCAUGGUACACUGCGACCUCUUCUACGGACAGCAAAUUGCCCACGGCUAACUUGUACACUGCGCGACUGCGUGGAAAUAUGGACGAAUCGGCCCGGCGUACACGUCGAUACAUAGUGCCCACAUAG